AUGGGCUCCAACACACCUCAAUGGACUCCCCAGUCCGGUAAGCUCUACCCAUCUGCAAGACUCUUCAAGUCGCGCGCCGAAACGACUAAUGUCUUAUCUCCACCAGUGCUGUCCACAGUCCCCCACCCUCCAGAGGAGAACACGACCUCGCCCAUUCCCUUCUUUCACCUCCUGGAACGACUGAAGACUACUAAGCGCGAGGGCUGGCGCCGCUUCGGUAUCAAUGGCGAAUCUAUCUCCGACCACAUGUACCGCAUGUCGAUCAUGACGAUGUUUGCCCCGCCAGAGCUCGCCUCGCGACUCAACAUCCCCCACUGCACGAAGAUGGCGCUGAUCCACGACAUGGCCGAGUCCCUUGUCGGCGACAUCACCCCCGUCGACAAGGACGUGACCAAGACUGAGAAGGCGCGUCGUGAGGCGGACACAAUGGAUUACAUCACCGAGACACUCUUGGGCAAGAUUCCCGGCGGUGCGCUUUCUGCGCAGGAGAUUAAGCGCGUCUUCCAUGAGUACGAGGACAACGUCACGCUUGAGGCUCAGUUCGUGCAUGACAUUGACAAGAUGGAGCUUCUGCUCCAGAUGGUCGAGUAUGAACGAACCCACGAGGUCGAUCUGAGCGAGUUCACCCGAGUCGCCAGUCGCGUGCAAUUACCGGAGAUUAAGGUCUGGGCUGAACAGGUCAUGGCCGAACGUCCCAAGCGAGCUUGA
Messenger RNA from Penicillium diatomitis, 708 nucleotides. Its product is annotated as HD domain-containing protein. Gene Ontology annotation, molecular function: 5'-deoxynucleotidase activity. Gene Ontology annotation, cellular component: cytoplasm. The record is from RefSeq and is a predicted model, not a curated record. The transcript has a single exon. The coding region runs from base 1 to 708 and encodes 235 amino acids. Lineage: Eukaryota; Fungi; Ascomycota; Eurotiomycetes; Eurotiales; Aspergillaceae.